Messenger RNA from Botrytis byssoidea, 1740 nucleotides. RefSeq lists its product as uncharacterized. The record is from RefSeq and is a predicted model, not a curated record. The coding region runs from base 1 to 1740 and encodes 579 amino acids. Gene Ontology annotation, biological process: ubiquitin-dependent protein catabolic process; regulation of protein catabolic process. The transcript is spliced from 3 exons. NCBI's taxonomy places the organism in Eukaryota, Fungi, Ascomycota, Leotiomycetes, Helotiales, Sclerotiniaceae. Gene Ontology annotation, cellular component: proteasome complex; proteasome regulatory particle, lid subcomplex. Gene Ontology annotation, molecular function: enzyme regulator activity.
AUGCCUGGCAAAACACCAUACAAAAAGGGUACAGAUCCAGUCGAAAAUGGCAUCAACGGCACGAAGAAGGAUGAUGCAAAGACCUCAUUGAAAGGUGGAAAGGGAAAGAAGACCAAGGAAGGCGAGGAGGAGAUGACAGUUGUCGUACCAGCAUCAAAGAGCUCUAAAUUAUCAGCUCCUCCUCCGAAAGAUGGCGAUGGAGAUGUAGCUAUGGAUGGCUCUGCGGAGGGCGAAGAAGGCGCAGGUGUUGAGAAGGUUGAUCCAGUGGCCAAGGCUGUUGCAGAUAUCAAGAGCAAUUUUCCAUUAUUAGAGAAAGCUGUUGCUUUGUUUGAUGCUAGAUACACACUCCGAGCCCUCAGAUCUAUCUCCUCUAUUCGAAAACAUCUUACGGCUGACAUUCUGGCGCAAGUUAUUACGGAAACUUACCCUACAGCAACUCAACAAGCAAAGGCCUUACUCAUAGGCAUUGACAGAGAUAAUGCCACAUUUAACAAGGCAUCAUCAAGUGAGAUGGAAGUCGAUUCUGAUUCGAAAUCUUCCAAAAACGGGAAGAAAGAACCAAAAGAAAUCAUUCCGGAGAUUGAUAUUUUCCUCAGUAUCCUCGUACAAAUCUUCUUCCUCGAUAAUAAGAUGAAUGAGAAGGGCUUUACACUUUCCAAGCAUGUUACAACAGUCAUUCAUGGACUCAACCGCCGAACACUGGAUUCUCUCUCCGCUCGCGUCUACUUUUACUGGUCUUUGUUCGCUGAACAGUUGGCACCACUUCCACCUUCUCCAGCUUCUCCAAUUGUCGCUAUUCGACCAGCUCUUCUUUCUGGCUUACGGACUGCUGUUCUACGCAAAGAUAUCGAUACUCAAUCAACUGUUAUCGUACUUCUUUUACGAAAUUAUCUAUCAACCUCCCAUAUCACCCAAGCUGAUCUUCUCAUCUCGCAUACCAAAUUCCCCGAAAGCGCCUCCAACAACCAAGUUGCAAGAUAUUUGUACUACCUGGGACGAAUCAGGGCCAUUCAAUUGAGAUACACUGAGGCUCAUGAACAUUUGACAGCCGCAACUCGCAAAGCUCCUUCGAGUCCAAGUGCGGCAGGAUUCUCACAAACUGCAACGAAGUUACUUCUUGUGGUUGAGUUGUUGAUGGGAGAUAUUCCUGAUCGUGCAACGUUCAGAAUCGCUAGUCUCGAGCGUGCUUUGCAACCAUAUCUUAAUCUCGUUCAAGCAGUUCGAGUAGGGUUGAUUGCGGAAUUCGAGGCUGUGAUUACUCAACAUGCGGAGACUUUUAGACGUGAUGGUACUUAUACCUUGAUCCUUCGUCUACGACAAAAUGUCAUCAAAACCGGUAUUCGAAUGAUGUCCUUGUCCUACUCAAGGAUCUCUCUCCGAGAUAUCUGCAUACGCCUGAAGCUCAACAGUGAGGAAUCCGCGGAAUAUAUCGUUGCAAAGGCAAUUCGUGAUGGUGUCAUUGAGGCAACUUUGGAUCGUGAGAAGGGAUUCAUGAAGAGUAAGGAAGUUGGGGAUGUCUAUGCUACCAGGGAGCCUGGUGAAGCAUUCCAUGAUCGUAUCCGUGCUUGUCUUGCUCUCCAUGAUGAGAGUGUUAAGGCUAUGAGAUUCCCAAUGAAUCAACAUCGAUUGGAACUCAAGAAUGCUCAAGAAGCAAGAGAACGCGAACGCGAAAUGGCAAAAGAAAUUCAAGAUGGUGAUUUGGAUGAAGAUGACCUUGGCGGAGACUUCGAAGGCAUGUAA